Molecule: messenger RNA, 2072 nt
Organism: Synchiropus splendidus (mandarinfish)
Lineage: Eukaryota; Metazoa; Chordata; Actinopteri; Syngnathiformes; Callionymidae
Product: nuclear distribution protein nudE-like 1-B
Exons: 10
Coding region: 125-1093 (322 amino acids)
Biological process (GO): microtubule nucleation; regulation of neuron projection development; vesicle transport along microtubule
Cellular component (GO): centrosome; kinesin complex; kinetochore
Molecular function (GO): microtubule binding
Source: RefSeq, a predicted model, not a curated record
CACCAACACGCGAGGAAGACCGUGGGUGGCGUCAUCAGCAGCAGCUUUAUAGCUUUGACUGGAGCGAAGAUGAACUGAUAAACGGCAGCGUCGGAGGCGAUGAGCAGAUUUGCUUCCUGUGGAAAUGGACUUCAUCCCUAAAUUCUCCUCUAAAGAUGAAGAAAUCGACUUCUGGAAGACCCUGUCGCUCAAGUACAAGAGCAGUUGCGAGGAGGCGCAGGAGGAGCUGCUGGAGUUUCAGGAGGGGAGCAGGGAGCUGGAGGCUGAGCUGGAGGCUCAGCUCAGUCAGGCCGAGCAUCGGAUGAAGGACCUGCAGUCUGAGAACCAAAGACUCAAGAAUGACAUUGACUCACUUAAGGAGAAGCUGGAGCAGCAAUACUCUCAGAGCUACAAGCAGAUCUCACUGCUGGAAGAUGAUCUGGGACAAACACGCAGCAUCAAGGAGCAGCUUCACAAGUAUGUUCGAGAGCUGGAGCAGUCCAAUGAUGACCUGGAGAGAGCCAAGAGGGCCACCAUAGUGUCUCUGGAGAACUUCGAGCAGCGACUGAACCAGGCCAUCGAGAGAAACGCCUUCCUGGAGAGUGAACUGGAUGAGAAAGAGUCUCUGCUGGUGUCUGUUCAGAGGCUAAAGGACGAAGCUCGAGACCUGCGACAGGAGCUGGCUGUCCGUGAGCGGCAGUCUGAUGUCUCCAGGAUGUCUGCACCCACCUCCCCCAUUCUGGACAAUGAGAAGAUGGACACGGCUGUUCAGGCCUCCUUAUCCUUGCCUGCUACUCCAAUGACCAAAGGACUGGACAACGACUUCAGCAGCAGCACAGCUCUCGCUAACACCUUUGGCAGCAGCUCCCCUUUGACCCCUUCAGCCAGGAUCUCAGCUUUGAACAUUGUCAGUGAUCUACUGAGGAAAGUCGGGGCCCUGGAGUCCAAACUGGCAGCCUGCAGAAAUUUCACCAAAGACCAGAAGACAAGAAAGCCACUCCCCGCCCUGGACAACGGCAACAUCCUCAAUGCCAACUACGCACUGCACUCGUCCUACUACGACAAAGCGACUGGGAUCGUCACCUUCCCGUCACUGAUUCUGGCCGGACCAUGAAUAGAGUGGAUCCAGGGAGCCUGACUGCCAUCACUGUACCUCCUGCUGCCUCCUCGACAGGCCUUGUCCCAUUGGCUGUGUAAUCCAGGUCUUCUACCAGCAGCUCCUGGAGACACAGCAACUGUUGACACUUCACUCGCCUUUGUCACUUAUGGACCUGUCUUUGUAUUAAAGUCUGUAUUUUUUCCGGUCCGAAACUCAACCUCCAUCACUCUGUGGGUCUGACACUUUGUCCAGAUGUUAUGCAAGUACCGUCCAAAUUUGUUUUUUAUUCUCCACUACUUCCAACUGACCUGAAGCCACACCCACAUCACCAUUUUAAAUAACCAAUGUAAUGCUGGCAAGAACCAAGACUACAUUGGCAGUGUGAACCCACAGAACUGAUGGUGGUUUGAAUGUCCAGAUAAUCAAUCUAGGACAGCACAACGUGCUUGGGGACCAUGUUGAAGGUGUAAUGAAGGAUCUGAAAGUGGCGCUUGGUAGACCAGAACUACAAUCCAGUUACCCACGUUCCUGCCCCACUAAUAUGACCUUUACUGUUCGCAGUGAUCCAUGUCAUGUGACCCAACUGUGUUGCCAAUUGAUGUUUUUAAAUGUACAGCAGAUAAUCUAAUCGUCUUUAUCAUGGACCCAUUUUGGAAUGUUCGGUAGCCUUAUGUGUCAAAAAUAGUUUCCCUUUGGCUGAACUUUCUCUUUACGAACUGACUUUGACUUACUGUACGAGCAAAGAAAUGUUCAGGUUUGGUCAUAUUGAUCAUUACUGAGCCACCAGAACAAACUUCACUGGUCUCUUUUUCACAAAAUCUUUACCAGUCCUGAACAUUAGAAUCACGCACGUUCACCUGCAGCUGUCGUCAUGAUUUACUGAACUUUAUCAUUUUUUGUUUCAAGUGCAAUAUUGUUUGUAUAUUUAUUUAUUUGUUUCUGGCAUGUUGAAAUAAAAUGUUUAUGACCCUGUAAGAACUGUGGAGUUUGAUUC